AUGACCGUUACUUACUGCAGCUUGUGAAAUUUAAACUUUUAUGUGUGUGUAUAGGCACUAAAAGAGCAUGUUAGUGCCUUUUGAAAUUUCAUUUUUUGACACCUUAAUCAACUCAUACAGAGGUGAGCGUCUCACAAUGUGAAGUAAACAAAUUUGACUCUCCAAAUACAGAUUAGUUUGAAGAUAAAAGUAUGUCGAAAAACGAGCAACUAGCAAGUCGUAUACAAAAACUUUGACGUUAGUUUUUUGUUUUGCUCCUCCGCACACCGCUAACCAACUAUAAAAACAAAGGACGCUCUCAGCCACUUCUCAUUAUUCGUAUCCCGUAUAAGAGGCAGUACAUACCUUGGUGUAGAUAGGGCUCAGGUCUUCAAAAAUACGGUAAGCUGGUCGACGUCAGGACACGAAAUAUUCCUCGAGGAAUAAACAAUGGAUUUGGGCAAGGAUUUUUACCAAAAGUGGAAGGCCAAGUCGACGAACAACCGGUGUCUGUUUCUGGAAGACUACUCCGACAUUUCAAAGAUAGAACCCGACAAGAUCUUCUCCUCGACUGCCCUGGAGGAGCAGGAAAGGCCCGACAGCCACUUUAGCCUCCGGCUAUCAUCCGAGUCGUACGUUGACGAGACGCAAGAGGAGUGCCCGGAGAAGCCAAGACCACAGCAGGUUAUCCUGAUCAGUGAAAGUAGUUCCAACGAUAGUGCUCUGCCUCCUGACAAAUCAAGCGAGCCAACAGCCCGUAAAACUCCUGUCGCCUUUGUUCCCAUCACUGGCUGGGUUGAGCGGAAUCAGGAGUCAUCCUCGUCCUCCGAAGAUAAGGUGAGGCCCACCAAGCCUUUGUUGCAACAACAGCCAUCAAUAGCUAUCAUAGAGGACAGUGACUCCGAGGAUAACGGCAAGUCCAACGCGGUCUCAAAAGAGAUCGUGGCUGACGGCGCGACCCUGUCCGAGAGAAAGAAAAAGGAAAUACUCGAUUGGCUGGCAUGCAACUUUGACAGCAUGAGGUGCGGUGCUGGCACUGGUGGUAGUAGCUCGUACAGCCAGGACAGCGUAGUCUCGGGGAGCAGGAAAAGCGGUACUACCAGCUCCGGAAACAGUAGUCUAGAGCGGCUGGAGAUGAACUAUGAGACCCCCAAUAAUCGACAUAAGUUGGUAAGGCCGACUAUCAGCGACAAAUUAAGGGAAUGUGAGAAGAAAAACAACAAGCACCUGUCCAGGCGAGAUCAAAUUUCUCGACGGUCAAGGGUGAUACAGCUGGAUAUCGUCAGGGAUCAAACCCCUGGCAGCAAGAACUCCGACAAAACGCCAACAAAUGUCAGAUCCAAUCGUAGGAGAGUCAUUAAGAACGCAACGCCUGCGAGCACAGGCUCCGACAGCACUCUGAAAAACCAGGUAAGAUUAGUUUCAGGUAAACGCAUAAACCAACAGACUUCUGCUGGUAAAAGUAUCACCAGGACACCGAUUGGCAAUGCAAGGUCAUGUGUAAGAAAAAUCAUCAAAGAUAAAUCACCUGUCUGCAUGACGGUAGGCAAUACGCCGCCUACAGUUGUCAAAAUCGAUCGGAGACCAAUAGUUAUGCCAGAGAGAUUAUCAUCUGAGGUCGAAGAUUCCGAGGAGCAGUUGUCAAUAAAUAAUGCGAAAUCGAAUGUCAUAAUAUCUGAGUCAGAAUCGUUUGAGUCCAAAGAAAGUGAUGAUUUUGAAAAACUGAAUAGCGAAAGAAGUAAAGAAAUUCUUCCAGACGUGCUUGCAAGGUUGAAUUAUCAUAACAAAUGCAGUAGCUUGAAUAAAGUGCAGGCUUUGGAUGGUUUAAGUUUGAAAAACAAGCCGUCAAGUCCUAAAAAUUUGCAAAAACAAUCGAAAAUUGCAUCAAAAGCCUUAGAAAUUACAGAUGAUGCAGAUAUUUUCAAAAAAUCCAUCAAUCCGAACAAUCAAGCUCAAUUAACCGCUGAUAAACCAUUGGAUCCCGAAGUUUUUGAAAUCACAGAUGAUAUAGAUAAUUAUGAUGAAUCACCAGAACAAUGUUCUAAGGACAAAGAAAGUCAUCAAGAAGUUGAUCAACCUGCGCCAGUAGUUGAAACUGUGAAUACCACUGUUAAUGAUUGUGCAGACAUUUUAGAGAAUUUAUACGGAGAAGCAUGGAGAAAUAAAGCAAAGACCCUUAUUUCAUCAGCAGAGCCGAAAAAGCAGAUGAAAGAUGCACGGACGGAAAAAAUGAAUAAUUUUCGAAAACCGCAAUUCAACUUGGAAUCCAAGAGCAAUUUUUCAGAUAAGAAAAAUAUUCAAUCUACAGGUAAUAGAACAAAGUCCAAGAAUCAGAAGUCAAAGGAUAGUUUUAUUAAUAAUCGGUCAACAUCGGAAAGUAGUAGUCCAGAUGGCUCUUACUACACAGCUCUCAGCAAUCCCACGUCUCAGAAUAAUUUGCCGGCAAUCAGGACUACUUCCACGGUAAAAGUAAGCGAUAAGAACGUCAAGAGUACAGUGCUAGCUAUUUGUGAUUCGGAGUCAUCGGAUGAUAAUAUCAAAGACAAUGGUGACGACAACGAUGAAAACUGGAAAAUGAGAAGCCCGGUUCAGAGGCGACUGAGCUUUGAUUCCUCCAGUAGUUCUAUUACGAGCGAAUUUGAUCCAGAUGACAUUGUCCCACCCAAAACAAAAGCUAAAACAAUAAAAUUUAAAAAGUUCACCGGUGCCGAAGUAAGCAAACCAAAGUCGCAUCAGCAGUUUGACAAACGAUUUGUGAAAAAAAGUUUCCUGGCUUCUCUGUCGAAGGAGGUGCCUCUGCACCAAGCAGACUUCAAAGCAAUGACCUACAGAAACAAAUACACCGUACUCAAGGAGGAAUUGUGCAAGGUAUUGUUCAGGGUAUUUAACGAAAAGGUUUUUCAAAGUAAACUGCCGGACGACAUGGUUGUUGAGUGGAGCGUUCGAUUGACUGGUACUGCAGGAAAAUGCUACAACAAACAGACGGUGAAAGCUCUCGGCAAAACUACCAAGUCGUCUAGGAUUGUCUUGGCCGCCAAAGUCUUGGACUCUCCAGAAAGAUUGAGGGACACGUUGAUUCACGAAAUGUGUCACGCUGCGACUUGGUUGAUAAACAAUGUGUCGGACGGCCACGGCAGAUUCUGGAAAGCAUGGGCACACAAGGCAAUGAAAGUUUUCCCAGAGCUACCACCCAUUACUCGGUGUCACGAUUACCAAAUACAAACUAAAUACACGUACAAAUGUACUUCGUGCGGCUACAGUAUUGGAAGACACUCCAAGUCCCUGGAUCUGAACGUCAAACGAUGUGGCUACUGCUAUGGAAAAUUUGAACUGUUGAUAAACAAGGUCACAAAGAAUGGGAAAGUGCAAACGAAAAGUACGGCCCAGAGCAGAGAACUGACGGGCUUUGCCCUUUACGUCAAAGAAAACUAUCAGUCGGUGAAGAAAAGUGGGGCUGCAACGAAGCACGCCGAAGUUAUGAAGUUACUGGGCCAACAGUUCUCUGCCAUCAAGUUGAUGCCCAAGCCGGGAGAUCGCUGCAAAAAUAAUAAUAACGACGAAUCGCCGUAACCGCAAGAUUCCAAAGUGUAAAUAGAAAAACUGGAGUGCAAGAUUUUAAUUGUAACCAAGCGCUUUUUCCCAAACGACAUUCAUCAGGACUAAAGACUGAUGCAAAUGUUUUUAAAGUUAAUUAUUGUUGAUUUAAAAUUUUUAAGAGUAUAUUGUAAAAAGU
This is a messenger RNA of Copidosoma floridanum, 3712 nucleotides long. RefSeq lists its product as uncharacterized. The record is from RefSeq and is a predicted model, not a curated record. Gene Ontology annotation, cellular component: nucleus. NCBI's taxonomy places the organism in Eukaryota, Metazoa, Arthropoda, Insecta, Hymenoptera, Encyrtidae.